Messenger RNA from Amphiprion ocellaris (clown anemonefish), 3127 nucleotides. RefSeq names its product transcription termination factor 1-like. Bases 834 to 2837 code for a protein of 667 amino acids. The transcript has 11 exons. The record is from RefSeq and is a predicted model, not a curated record. NCBI's taxonomy places the organism in Eukaryota, Metazoa, Chordata, Actinopteri, Pomacentridae.
GACCUCCAUAAUGUUCCUGGUUCUGUUUGUUCUACUGAUUCUGCUGCUCUCCAGACGGCUGAACUAAAGUCCUCAGAGCUGCUGGUCGGUUCUGGUCUUCAGUCUGUUGUUCAGCUCAGGGCUCGGACUAACACCUGGUUCUGUUUCUUUCAUUUCACUGCCUGAUGGAUCAAAGCUCUGAAAGGUUCUGCAGUGAGUUUAACACAAAACGUGUCUGGAACGUUUCUGGGAUGUUUUGAUGAUUCUUGAAGCUGAAAUCUGGCAAACAGUUACAGGUUCUGUCAGAUCUUUACCGGAUCCUGAAUCUCCGUCAGAGUGAGACCUCGUCGUCCCUCCGCUCUUUGAGGCACUGCGCAUGCGUCGAAACCACACCGGAAGUAAACAAGCAGCCUGGCGCCGUGUGUCCGCGUGCAGCAGAGAUCCACCAGCUUCAACAAGAAACUGAUCUGCAGCAUCAAGUCUACACCUCCUCAUCACCUCCUCAUCACCUCCUCAUCACCUCCAUCACCUCCUCAUCACCUCCAUCACCUCUUCAUCACCUCCUCAUCAUCUCCAUCACCUCCUCAUCACCUCCAUCACCUCCUCAUCACCUCAUCACCUCCUCACCUCCUCCAUCACCUACUCAUCACCUCACCUCCUCCAUCACCUACUCAUCAUCUCAUCACCUCCUCACCUCCUCCAUCACCUCCUCACCUCCUCCAUCAUCUCCUCCAUCACCUCCUCAUCACUUCCUCCAUCACCUCCUCAUCACCUCCUCUAUCAUCUCUCUUCAUCACCUCCUCCAUCACCUCCUCUAUCAUCUCUUCAUCACCUCCUCCAUCACCUCCACUGUCAUGAAUCCUGCAGGUUCUUCCUCCCUUCAGAAGAAGAGGAGGAGGUCAGAGAGUCUGAAGGAACCUCCUUCUCCAAUGGACAUCAACACUCCUGAGAGAGUGAAGGAGGAGGAAAAGAAGAAGAGAGACAAAGAGGAGGAGGAGGAGAUGAUCAGUCUUCCUCCUCCUGCUGAUGGAGAGAUGAGUAUAAAGAAGAAGAAGAAGAGAAGAAAAGAGGAAGAGGAGGAGGAUAGGAUCAGCCUUCCUCCUGCUGAUGGAAAGACGAGUAUAAAGAAGAAGAAGAAGAGAAGGAAAGAGGAAGAGGAGGAGGAGAUGAUCAGCCUUCCUCCUGCUGAUGCAGAGACGAGUAUAAAGAAGAAGAAGAAGGAGGAGGAGAGAGGGGUAGAGGAGGAGGAGAUGAUCAGUCUUCCUCCUGCUGACAGAGAGACGAGUAUAAAGAAGAAGAAGAACAGAAGGAAAGAGGAGGAGGAGAUGUUCAGCCUGCCUCCUGCUGAUGGACAGACGAGUAUAAAGAAGAAGGAGGAGGAGAGAGGGGAAGAGGAGGAGGAUGAACAGAUGAACAGGAAGGAAAAGAAGAAGAAGCUUCAGGUCGCUAUAGAAACCAGUGAUGCAAAAAAGAAAGCAAAGAAGAAGAAACACGAGAACCGUGUGUGUGAGGAGAGUGUCGCCAUGGCAACAAUCGGCUGCAGAGAACCGGACUCCAUUGUUACCAAGGUAACCAACAAGAAGAAAAAAAAGAAGGCACCUGUCACCAAGACAACAACCACAACAGAUCCAAACAAUGGAGAUGCAUCGAUUUCUGUGGAAACAAACAACAGGACAGAAAAGAGGAAGAAGAAGGAUGGAAAUGCGGUGGAGAAGUCCGAAGGAGAGAAGAAGACAAACCAGCAAGUGAACUGGGAUCUGGUGGAGGAGCUGCAGGAAUUUAUUCCAGAUAUCAAGAAGAAAUCAGUCGAUGAGAUCAGUAAAUUACUGCAGUACGACUUGCAGCGCUUCAAGAACUUCAAACUGCAAGGUGUGCCGCUGCGUUGGGGACGGUGCUCUAAGGAGGAGAACCAGCAAAUCAUAGAAAAUGUAGCAGACUUCCUGGCUCUGUCGGGCAUCUCCUCGGCCAAUCAGCUUCUGUUUCCUCAGAGGUUCAAAGAGCAGCAGGCGGAGCUUAAGAAGCUCAAAAUACAGCAUCACUUCCUGGAGAGGAUCGCUGAGGGGAUUCCUCGUCCGUGUCGUCAGGUUUACGUCCGGGCCAAGAAGAUUUUUGAUGGCAGGAACCACAUGGGAAGGUUCUCCAAGGAGGAAGUGGAUUCUCUGGUUAAGUUCCAGCGUCUCCAUGGUAACGACUGGAAGAUGAUCUCACAGAAGAUGGAUCGGAGCAUCUACGCUCUGGAGAAACGCUUCUCCACCAUCGCGGCAGGUCACGGCACGUGGACAGCAGAAGAAGAGUCCAGGUUGAAGCAGGCGGUCCGGACUCACCUGGAGACCCUGGUCCAGAGUCCUGCAGGGUCUGGUCUGAGCAGAGACCAGCUGUGGAACAAGCUGCCCUGGAAGGACAUCAGCCAGCAGGUGGAGAGCCGGGCCUGGACUCAGUGUCGCCUCAAGUGGUUCUCCAUCCUGAAGAGCAGAAUGUCUUCAUCAGGCAGGACAUCUAAAAGAGGAGCUGAAGGACUGGAGGCAAAAAUCCAGCUGAUCAAGAUGCUGUACCAGAUGGACAUCAGUGAUUCUUCGGACAUCGACUGGGACGACGUCGCUCUGAGUUUGGGGAACGUGACUCCUGUUUGUGUCCAGAAGAUGUUCUGCAGACUGAAGGUUUCCAGAGUUCCCAACUGGACUAGUUUACCAUUUGGAGAGAUCAUUGACCACCUGUACCACAGAUCCGUCCCCGUCCUGGAGAACCGACUGAGCAAGUGCAGGAAGAAGGUCCAUGAGGACGAGGAGGUGGACAGGUACCAGCUGUCAGACAUCUUCAACUCAGAGGACGAACACGAGGAUGAGAUGGACAACAGCUGACCAGCAGCCAAUCAGCUGGUCAGCUCCAUCCCCUGGCUGUGAUUGGCUGUUAAACUAUCAGAGGCUUUUAUCGCGAAAGCCGUGAACGUUUGAUAUUUUUAAUGUUUUACAUUGAGCUGCUUUCAUUAAACUGAUCAAUGUUAUUGAUCAGGUAUUGAUUUCUCUCAGACUUCAUGAAAAGUUUCGUUCAGUUUAUUAGAAGUUUGACAUGGUGUUACUUUAUGUUAGAUGAUCAAUAUCCAGUCAAUAUUGAUCUCACAGAUAAUAAACAGAUUGAUCAGAUCUUUAAA